This is a messenger RNA of Megalops cyprinoides (Indo-Pacific tarpon), 1649 nucleotides long. RefSeq names its product alanine--glyoxylate and serine--pyruvate aminotransferase a (gene agxta). Gene Ontology annotation, molecular function: L-alanine:glyoxylate transaminase activity; L-serine:pyruvate transaminase activity. The record is from RefSeq and is a predicted model, not a curated record. The transcript has 12 exons. Gene Ontology annotation, cellular component: peroxisome. Bases 198 to 1490 code for a protein of 430 amino acids. Lineage: Eukaryota; Metazoa; Chordata; Actinopteri; Elopiformes; Megalopidae.
CUUCCUCAGCCAAUCAUUUCACAGAAAGUGUGCAGACUCCUUUCAGUUUGCUUCGUUUACCCCAGGCCAGGUACACAGCCCAGGUGGGAAAUUAAAAGGCUGUAUCACCUGCUGCAUAGUGUAAAAAAUUAAGUCAACUGGAUUGUAGAAUAUCCUUUUCCUACCAUCUCAGGAAAGGCUAACUAGAGGCAAGGCUAAUGAUGACACAGAGGACUUUGUUUAGCAGAGGUGCGCUUCUGGCACAGCAGGUUGCGUUGGAGUACUCCCAGUCUACCGUAAUAGCGCCUUCUUCGUUGACACGCGUCCGUCGAACCAUGUCCUCAACGUCCAUUCCACCACCAGCAUGCCUGCUCAAACCCUUCGAGACUCCCCACCGCUACAUGUUCGGACCGGGACCAUCCAACGUGCCCCCCCGUAUCUUGGCAGCAGGGGGAAGACCAGUUAUCGGCCACAUGCAUCCAGAAAUGUUCGAGGUUAUGGAUCACAUUAAAAAGGGAAUCCAAUAUGCGUUCCAGACACAGAACAAAGUGACCAUUGCCAUGAGCGGUUCUGGACAUACUGCCAUGGAAUGUGCCAUUUUCAACACCCUGGAGCCUGGGGACAGUGUCCUUAUUGGAGUCAAUGGGAUAUGGGGUGAACGGGCAGCGGAAAUCGCAGAAAGGAUUGGUGCUAAAGUGAACACCAUAGUCAAACCCCCUGGUGGUUAUUUCACCAAUGAAGAAAUUGAACAGGCCCUGGCCAAACACAAGCCUGUGCUCUUCUUCCUCACACACGGAGAGUCCUCGUCUGGGGUUGCUCAUCCCAUUGAUGGCAUUGGGGAUUUGUGUUUCAAGCACAACUGUUUGUUCCUAGUAGACUCUGUGGCGUCACUGGGUGGCUUACCACUUUAUAUGGACAAGCAAGGCAUUGACAUCCUGUAUACAGGCUCCCAGAAGGUCCUGAAUGCCCCCCCAGGGACUGCACCCAUCUCCUUCAGUGAACGUGCAUGCAAUAAAAUCUUCAACAGGAAAACAAAGCCUGUGUCGUAUCUCCUGGAUAUGAGCUGGCUGGCCAAUUACUGGGGCUGUGACAGCAAGCCAACAAGAGUAUACCACCACACAGGGCCUAUAUCUGGAUUCUUCUCCCUAAGAGAGAGUCUGGCUGUCUUAGCAGAGAUGGGACUGGAGAACUCAUGGAGACGCCACAAAGAGGUGGCAGAGUAUCUGCAUAAGGGCCUGGAGGACAUGGGACUAAAGCUGUUUGUACAGGACAAGAGUGCGAGGCUGCCGACAGUUACCACGAUUGUAGUCCCCGCAGGGUAUGACUGGAAGGAGAUUGUUGCUUACACUAUGAAACACCACAAUGUCGAGAUUGCUGGAGGCCUGGGGCCCUCUGCGGGCAUGGUCUUACGUGUGGGGCUGAUGGGAUGCAACAGCAGCAUAGCCAGUGCUGACUUAGUGCUGGCAGCCCUGGGAGAUGCGCUCAAGUGCUGCCACAAGAGCAAGGUCUAAGGACUGUCAGGGAUUCCAGACUCAGUCAUUUUAAGGGCAAAAGGAUGAAGAUGUUACACACUGAAGAUAACAUACAGCAGCACUUUGCACAAAAGUGAAAUGGUACACCUAACCUGUAAGCAAUAUUUUCUUGUAAAAUGAAUAAAGACGAUUCUAACA